Molecule: messenger RNA, 742 nt
Organism: Lemur catta (Ring-tailed lemur)
Lineage: Eukaryota; Metazoa; Chordata; Mammalia; Primates; Lemuridae
Gene: CGA
Product: glycoprotein hormones, alpha polypeptide
Exons: 4
Coding region: 127-489 (120 amino acids)
Biological process (GO): positive regulation of steroid biosynthetic process; thyroid hormone generation
Cellular component (GO): extracellular region; follicle-stimulating hormone complex
Molecular function (GO): follicle-stimulating hormone activity
Source: RefSeq, a predicted model, not a curated record
AGACAGGUGAGGACUUUCCUAACUGUAGUUACUGAGAAAUCACAAGACAAAAACUAAAAUCUCUCUUCAGAUCUACAAUCAACUGCCCUGAACACAUUUGGCAAAAAGUCCAGAGGAAGGAGAGCCAUGGAUUACUACAGAAAAUAUGCAGCUGUCAUUCUAGCCACACUGUCUGUGUUUCUGCAUAUUCUCCAUUCCUUUCCCGAUGGAGAGUUUACAAUGCAGGGUUGCCCAGAAUGCAAGCUCAAGGAAAAUAAAUACUUCUCCAAGCUGGGUGCCCCAAUUUAUCAGUGCAUGGGCUGCUGCUUCUCCAGAGCAUAUCCCACCCCAGCAAGGUCCAAGAAGACAAUGUUGGUUCCAAAAAACAUCACCUCAGAGGCCACAUGCUGUGUGGCCAAAGCAUUUACCAAGGCCACAGUAAUGGGAAACGCCAAAGUGGAGAACCACACGGAGUGCCACUGCAGUACUUGUUAUUAUCACAAAUCUUAAAUAUUUUGCAAAGUACCAUGUUGAUGACUGCUGAUUUCCUGGAAUAGAAAAUUAAGUUGUUCGGUGUUUAUGGCCUUGAGAGAUAAAACCCUCCUUUUCUUUACCAUACCAUUUGACAUGCUUCAAAGACAUACUGCAGCUUUAUUGCCUUUUUCCUUAUCCUACAGUGCAAUCAGCAGUCUAUCGCUUUUCAUUUGGAAUGAAAUACAGCAUUUAGCUGGUUCCACUGCAAAUAAAGCCUUUUAAAUCAUCA